CCCGGCACUCUCAUCCAGCCUAGACUCGCUGAGUCUUUUUUACGUCAACCCGCGUGGGUUUCACCCGAGCCCUUUUUUAUUUUCUGUUAGCUAUGGGACACGACAAAUUGUCGGUCUGGCGCCGAAUGAACGCGCUUCAGACGUGAGAGGCGAGGCGAGGGAGGAGGAGUCCUAUCUCUCUCUCUUUCCACCGUCCACGCCCCCCACGGCCGACCCGGACAUGUCUUGCUCUCACGCUAGUCCCUGGUCCCCGCCUGCAUCUACCUUCACCAUGAAGGGGCUCCCGAAGCUUGGAGGAGUAGAUGGCCGGGGGGGAACAUGGGGCAACGACACGCUUCGCCGUUGCCAGCCUGUGAGCUCUUACUCGAUUCGAUUUGGCUCUCGUUUCGAUCGACGGGGUUCCCAGAUUUGUAUAUAAUCUUGCGGGCGCACCGCUCUCCCCCAUCUUCUCGACUUGGAACUUCAUCAGCUUCUCUCUCUGCCAGACGAACUAGGAACUCACCUCUCAGAGAUACAACCUUGAAGCACCAUUCAUAUACAACAUACCUACCAACCGUCAAAAUGUCUAACCUUCCUACCGAGCCCGAGUUCCAGCAGGCUUACAACGAGCUUGUCAGCACCCUCGAGAACUCCUCCCUCUUCACCCAGAACCCCGAGUACAGAACCGCCCUCGAGGUCGUCUCCAUCCCCGAGCGCGUCAUCCAGUUCCGCGUCGUCUGGGAGGAUGACAAGGGCAAGCUCCAGGUCAACCGCGGAUACCGCGUCCAGUUCAACUCCGCCCUCGGUCCUUACAAGGGAGGUCUGAGAUUCCACCCUACCGUCAACCUGUCGGUCCUCAAGUUCCUCGGAUUCGAGCAAAUCUUCAAGAAUGCCUUGACCGGCCUCAACAUGGGUGGUGGCAAGGGUGGUUCCGACUUCGACCCCAAGGGCAAGAGCGACAACGAGAUUCGUCGCUUCUGCGUCUCCUUCAUGCGCCAGCUCAGCAAGCACAUUGGCGCCGACACCGACGUUCCCGCCGGUGAUAUCGGUGUCUCUGGCCGCGAGAUUGGCUGGUUGUUCGGAACCUAUCGCCAGGAGCGCAACAAGUUUGAGGGUGUCCUCACCGGAAAGGGCCUCACCUGGGGUGGUAGUUUGAUCCGCCCCGAGGCCACUGGAUACGGUGUCGUCUACUACGUCGAGCAGAUGCUCAAGUACGCCAACAAGGGCUCCUUCGCUGGCAAGCGUGUCGCCAUCUCUGGUUCCGGCAACGUCGCUCAGUACGCCGCUCUCAAGUGCAUCGAGCUCGGUGCCACCGUUGUCUCCUUGUCCGACUCUCAGGGCUGCCUUGUCGCCGAGGGUGACGCUGCCUUCACCCCCGAGCAGAUUGAGAACAUCGCCGACCUCAAGGUCCAGCGCAAGUCUCUCACCGAGUUCGACCACAAGGGCUCUUUCAUGUACAUCAAGGGUGCUCGUCCCUGGACCCACGUUGGCAAGGUCGACAUUGCUCUGCCUUCCGCGACCCAGAACGAGGUCUCCAAGGAGGAGGCUGAGGCUCUCAUUGCCGCCGGCUGCAUUGCCAUCGCUGAGGGCUCCAACAUGGGUUGCACCCAGGAGGCUAUCGACGUCUUCGAGGCUCAGCGCAAGGAGAAGGGUGGCGAGGCCAUCUGGUACGCUCCCGGCAAGGCUGCCAACUGCGGUGGUGUCGCCGUCUCUGGCCUCGAGAUGGCCCAGAACAGCCAGCGCCUGAGCUGGACCCGCGAGGAGGUCGACCAGAAGCUCAAGGACAUCAUGACCGCUGCCUUCUUCAACGGCCUCAACACCGCCAAGGAGUACGUCAAGGGUGGUGAGACCGAGCUUCCCAGCUUGGUCGCUGGUAGCAACAUUGCCGGUUUCGUCAAGGUUGCCCGUGCCAUGCACGACCAGGGUGACUGGUGGAACUAAGCGUUCUCGACCGGCAAUUCGGAAGAGGAACACGAAAAGUUGGUGCGAGUGGCGGUAACCACGUCUAAGGACGAUGGGCAGACGUAGUGAUGACCUUGAAAUUCGGUGUAACGUCUAUUUGUAUUUCGGAGCUGGCGUUGGCGGCAGGGAUACCUGAG
Molecule: messenger RNA, 2078 nt
Organism: Colletotrichum scovillei
Lineage: Eukaryota; Fungi; Ascomycota; Sordariomycetes; Glomerellales; Glomerellaceae
Product: glutamate/Leucine/Phenylalanine/Valine dehydrogenase
Exons: 2
Coding region: 319-1920 (533 amino acids)
Cellular component (GO): cytosol
Molecular function (GO): L-glutamate dehydrogenase (NADP+) activity
Source: RefSeq, a predicted model, not a curated record